Rhizophagus irregularis DAOM 181602=DAOM 197198 is the source of this 1215-nucleotide messenger RNA. Lineage: Eukaryota; Fungi; Glomeromycota; Glomeromycetes; Glomerales; Glomeraceae. The record is from RefSeq and is a predicted model, not a curated record.
AUGAUUAGAAAGACUGGAUUUAUUUCAGAACCUGAUAGUGAGCUUUUCGAUGAAAGAGUUUUGGGUAAAGGUGGAAUGCAAGCUUAUGCAUAUUUCUUUUGGUUCUGUGUCGAAAGAUGCCGAGAAGAAAUUGGAGAGGUUUGUCUUAUCAGCGCGAGUCAAUGGAUGGGAUUAGAAUUUGCCGACAAAUUAAGGGCUUGGAUGUGGCAAAAAUGCCAUUUGGUCGAAUUUUUCCAAUUCGAACCGUUCAAAGUUUGGCGUAAAAUCCAAACAGAUUCUUUAAUAUUUCGACUUCGUCGUAGAAGCGAACCAAUUUUAUCAACUAGCGUUCCUCCCAUACAACCUGUUUUAACGGAAUCUUCAAUUCUUUUCCUACGUUAUAUGAAUCGUAAGGCAACUCUUCAUGAAACACUUCAAGCUUAUUCUAAUUUUGACCCAAAUAAUGCCCAGUAUGAAAAGGAUAUGCAAUAUAAACUCUCACUUCCAUAUCCGAUGACACAACUUCCAUCAUCUACAAAUUCAUACUCAUUCACAUUUUUAAUGCCUUCUUCGGCAGUGAGUGCAUAUUUACAUUCCAUUACCGCUCAUCUACCUUCUCUAUGUGACCAUGCUAGCAUGAAACAUACCUGGGUUGAAAAUAAUCCAUUAAUUUGGCACAGAGGCCCUAACACAAAUCCAGUAUACGCUCUUGUAGUUCGUACAACUUGGGCGUACAGUAAAUUUGGUCCCGAAGUGUGUAGACGCUGGUUGCGUCCAGUAUUUUAUUGGAACGGAAAAAAUGGUGGAAAAGAGGCAGAAUUUUGGCAGAAAAUGGGAGAUGAACUGAGGUUAGAAAAAAAAGAAAGUUCACCCGCUGAAGCUUAUGUACCUUUUAUUGUGAAUAAUUCUGGAGGAACGACAAUUGCAAAAGAUGGACUUGAACAAGAUAGAUCGAUGUAUUCGUUAAUAAUGGUCGAUCGAGAUGCUGUUGAUAAGGUUAGAAGGGAAUUUGGUGAAAAUAGUGAAUUCUGGAAGUAUUUGAAGGAAGCCCGUAAGUAUUUACAAACAGGUUUUACUUCCAGAGAAGUGGUAUACUGUGGUACAAGCAAAUGCGGGAUUGAUGUACAAACUAAAAUUAUCCAUCCUAUUAAUUAUGGAUAUUUUUCGAAAAACCAACCUCGCCAACGGUUCUUUAUAGACGAAGACAACGUGUGCGUGACUAAUCAGGUGUGUUAA